AUGGCGAAGUCCACCCGCUCAAAGUGGAAGAAGGCGCACCGCCGUCAGCGUGCGCAGUUGGAAGCGGCAACAGUCUCAAAACGCAUUGGCCGCCUUAAUGGGAAAUUGAAACUCGCGGCGGAGGGCGGUUUGAGUGAGGUUCCGCUGCAGGAUCCCGAGACACGUUUUCAUUUUGUGAACCCCCAAAUGGACCAUAACGUCCCGCACACAUGCAAGGGCCUCAAUAAUAACUACGAGCAACUUAUACGGGAGUCGCCUGAUUUCAACAAGCCACUGAAACUUAAACCGCCAACCACUAAUUACUACGGUAAGAGCAACCCGGACGCUCCACAUCCCGUGACGUGCCAAUACGAAGUUAUCAGCGCCACAACUCCCGUAGCGGGUCACGCCCUCUCCGUUGAGGAUGUUGCGCGUAUGACCAAAGAGCAAGUGGAACAUAACCAAUCGAAACCUGAAGAGGCCCGCAAUGAUAAAGGGAUGAGGACUGAGGAAAAUGAAGAAAAUGAUAUGGAAGAGUUUGUGUUGGGGUGUAAUGACGCAGCGAAAGAAACGACAGUUAAGACGAAGGCUUUGUUAGCGGGUAAAACGACAAUCAGUCCGUUACCGAAGAAAAGCAGGAAAGCCCCAGUAAAGUCCGUAACAACUGCCUUGAAGCGGAAUGGACAGUUGAGGAGCUCCAAAGAAAAGAAGAAGGUGCAGUGGAGGUAA
Molecule: messenger RNA, 708 nt
Organism: Trypanosoma brucei brucei TREU927
Lineage: Eukaryota; Euglenozoa; Kinetoplastea; Trypanosomatida; Trypanosomatidae
Exons: 1
Coding region: 1-708 (235 amino acids)
Source: RefSeq, a predicted model, not a curated record